GAACUGUCCCAAACAAGAGAGAAAAACAGUUUUCCGCACAAAGGAGCGUAAAUACUCCCGCUGUCGCCUUUAACGUCCGUCUCGGAGCCGUUCCUCCUCACAGCCGCGGAGCCGCCGCAGUGUUAGUCGUGCUGCUGAACAUGGUGUCACCUGUCACGGUAGUGAAGAGCGAGGGCCCAAAACUGGUGCCAUUCUUCAAAGCCACGUGUGUCUACUUCGUACUGUGGCUGCCCACCUCCAGCCCAUCUUGGUUCAGUGCCCUCAUCAAAUGUCUGCCCAUCUUCUGCCUAUGGGUGUUCCUGCUGGCCCAUGGUUUCAGCUUUUUAGGAGCCCAUUCCAAUGCUCGGAAGAUCCUGGCAGGACUCAUCUUCUCAGCGCUUGGUGAUGCUUUUCUGAUCUGGCAAGAGCAAGGAUACUUCAGCCAUGGUCUACUGAUGUUCGCCAUCACCCACAUCCUGUACUCCUCUGCUUUUGGGAUGAAACCACUCAACCUACGGGCUGGCCUGGUCAUCGGUACUAUAUCUGGCCUUUGCUACACCCUCCUCUACCCCUACCUCGCCGGCCCCUUCACGUACCUGGUGGCCGUCUACAUCGCACUCAUUGGCUUCAUGGGCUGGAGAGCCAUCGCCGGAGUCCAGCUGGCCAACGACCUGUGGACCUGGACCAAACUGUCUGCCUGCCUGGGAGCCGUCCUCUUCAUGGUGUCUGACCUCACCAUCGCCGUCAACAAGUUCUGUUUCCCCGUGCCACACUCGCGAGCCAUCAUUAUGGCUACGUACUAUGCAGCCCAGAUGCUGAUCGCCCUGUCGGCCGUGGAGUGCCAGGACGCUGACGUGGCUAGGAAGAGAAUGUCACAGCCUACUCAAGUGAUAACAGGGAGUCCGCUCAAAGGCAAUUGCACUGCACUGAGCCAUAACUUAGAUACAGCCGGUAAUUUGUCCUUCUCUCUGUUUUAUCAGCUUGUUUUGUGUCUGCUUUCUGCCUACUAACGUGUGGUGCAUCUGUUGACACUGUGGCAUUAAUGGCGACUUCUUUGUUUAACAUUGAUAGGUAGAACAAGCAAAGCUAGUACCUUACCUACUAUGUGCUCUUACACCAUCUUUAUGAUACUCAAGCAUAACACGACCAUAACGAACAGAUGGACAAUCCAGGAAUGAGCUGACUAAUAGAUAUGACCACUUUCUUAUUGUAUUUAUUUUGUUCUUUUUUUUGGUUGUUUGGUUGUUUUUUUGGCUUUUACUUCCUGUCUUUAAGUUCUCUUAUGGGUACGUGAAGGCUGGAGAUGCAUCCUCCAUUGUGCACAACACCUUACGCCACAAACUAUAUCCCAUUGUUAAAUUGCAGACAGCCUCAACACGCUUGAAGGAGAACGUUAACACCUGACUUUAAGCCCAGAUAAGUAAGAAUGAGUCAGAAUGUUUUACAGUUUCACAGCAGAGGAAGAAGAAACAUGGUGUUUUCUACGUUCACAUCCAUCCAAAUCAAAUGUGGUCAGCAGCACUAUAAACAUUGUACAGUUCGUUGCUGCUCUGUACGCCCAGGACGCUUUGUGUCGACGCGGUUUGCAUCAUUCAGUCAUCCAUCAAAAGGGAUCACCACCUGGUCUUCUCUCGCUGCUAAACAAGGGAAAACAAACUGUGAUGGAAAUGUUGGGCUUUUUAUGUGUUCAGCUGGUGCAAUGAAGUGGAGAAGGAAAAGGUUUUUUUUUUUUUUUUUUUUUUUUUUUUUUUUUUUUAAACAGUCUAGAGCACAAAGCCUUGCUGUGUACAUUAAGGUGAAGCAGCAGGCAGAUCCUUUAUAGGACAUUCAUGUUCUGUCACUCAAGCCUAGGUUGACAAUGUGUUUGUUAACCCUUCUCCCGCCCCCGCCAUCUGCACCAACAAGUACAAACACACAUCAUACACUCACAAUAUGGGCAUGCGAGUACUGUGUGUUCAUGUAUGAAUAAUAGAUAAGUAUCUUUUUUUUUUUUUUUUUGCACUUUAUGCAAUGUUAUUUCAGAAAAUAUUGUGGAAACAAAUUUCUUUAACUGGAUGAAAGUCAUUUCAUGCACAGUAAUGGUAAUGCUUUCUCCCUCAACACUAUCAUUGCAAUGUUGGUUGGCACAAGGGUCUGUUGGCUGAUUUACAGUAUCAGAACUGGCAAUCUGGUGUUUUCUUCCAAGCACAUUUGUUUUCUACCAAAUGAUACUGCAUUGUGGGUAGUUUGGAAAGUGGCUAGUGGUAGGUGAUUUUAAAUGUAUCGGAGGAGGCAUGCGCUUGUCCUGAACCUCUUAAUAUUGGGAGAAUUGCAAUAAUUGGGGGAGUCAUAGAGAAUGAAGGAGUUAAUUGGCUUGUUGUUCACUCACUCACUCACUCAUUGUCAAUCGCUUUAUCCAUUAAGGGUCGCGGGUGGGGCUGGAAUCUAUCCCAGCCGGCAUUGGGUGGAAGGCAGAAUACACCCUGGAUAGGCCGCCAAUCCAUCGCAGUGGCUUGUUGUUGUCUGAUUAAAAACCUGCUUUUGGAGCAUUUCUAUUGGACUAUCAACCAGAAAUUUAGAUACAAUUUUAAAAACAACUGCCUGACCUAUAUUACAAAAUUUAAAAAGUACAAAGCAACAAAAAGCUGAGAAAGGGGGUGUUUUUGCAUGACCAUGGCAAUAUGUCUGAGGUUUAUGAAAUUCUGCAUUGGGCUGUACUUGCACACGCAUAUAAUCCAGCUUUGCUUGCCCAAGCACCAUUGCGUCCCACUGGUUCCUUCACUGCAGCCCCGAGAGAAGUUUCGUAGGCUAUGCCUUUCCUAUCACUCGUUGCUGCUGUCAGCAAAAGAUUUGCUUGGUCAGACUAAAUGGCGUCAGUGGCAGCACUGUCAGCAAAAAAGAAUGUCUCCAAGCCAUCAUGUGUUAUCCUGCCAAACACGACGUUUAGUAUCUGUCUGAAGAAGAGACCAAGCAUUUAGACAACUGACAGAGGUUACCACAGGUCAAGCUGUAACCAACUGUCAAAGCCACUUCUCCUUCCCCUCCAACAGCAGGCCUGUUAUUCAGAUAUAAGCUCUUAAAGCUUACUAUCUGGUCACUAUGUAUUCUACAAAUUAUGUGGUGACUACUUUGAAAGGAACCAAAUAUACAGUAUAUGUCGUGGUGUAAAAAGAGGAUGAGACCCAUUUAAAUAGAUGUAUGUAGAACCAUUUUAAAGCUAAUCUUUAUUUGUCAGAUCUGUAGCAUAAGGUCAUGCAAAUAUGUUUGUAUGUAUAAUAAAAGCCAAUGGACAGAUGCAGAAUGUUAUGACUGAGCUGCUGGUUAGGGGGGGUGUAAGGUUUAGGGGUGGCCAAAGACCUAGAACAAAAAUCUUGCCCUGCAUAUUUUAGGCCGUGUUCACAUUUCCAAGCUUAAAUAAACAAGCAUAGAUGAAGGACCACACACAAAGUGCUUAGGAUUUUUUUUUCAGGGCUGUGUGGACAUGUCAGAUCACAUUUUUUCAAAUCAGAUUUGAGUCACUUUAAUAUAUAAUCCAAGAUUGGACGUCUGAUUAUUGGUUGUGCAGCAUUAGAGAUUUGUCCGUAUGAAUGUUGAGAGAAUUCAAAGAUAUUGCAGACUCUACAGCCUGGUAAUGUGAACAUGUUUUCCCUGCUUCCAAAUCAUACCUGAUACAGCUAGAAUCCUUUCUUGUUGAUGGUUAUUUGUUAAGUCAGAAAACCACUACAUUGUGCAGGAAAGGGGGUUCAGAACCAGUGAUCUAUUCAGUGAACCACUAUUCAGAUGAGAUUAGAUUUACUUGGGUAGUUGUAAUGUAAUAUGACCUGUGUUUCUGAGUGAGGGCAGUCCUUUUAACAGACUGGGUGCCCCUAUACCUUCAGUUAAACACGUUGUAGGAAUUUAUUUUUAUUUAUGCUAUGGCAUAAAAAUACUGAGCAAUUUUCCAUUAUACUAAACAUUCCAUUUUAUUAUUGUUUUUAAUCUAUUACAUGUGUAGAUGGAAAACCUUGGCUUCUUGGGUUAAGAGUCAGUGGAUUGUCUGUCUAAUGUGCUGGUUACAUUUUAUGGAACCAAAAGUGGUUCUUCUAUGGUAUCACUCAAAGAAUAAUUUGUAGCACCUUUAUUUUCUUUAUCAGAGUAGUAAACGACUGUGGUUGUCAGACCUUAUGCUAUGGAUUCAGCAAAUUGACAAGUGCAGAUCAAUUCUUUACAAAAUAAUUAGUGAUAAGGGCUGGGAACAGUGUUCUGCGGAUGUUCUUCAAUCAGACCUAAGUGUGUUUUAUAGAGCUUGGUGGUGUUAUGUGUGAUAUUGCUGUUAUACGUGAACAAUGCAAGGAUUUAAGGCCAGUGUGCAAAUCUGCAGGAACUGGUGUGGUCCAUGCAGAUAAACUAAUCUAAACUAAGCUAAGCUAAGCUAAGCCUCUUCUCUGUUUGCAGAAAGUAAGCGCCACUCAAGCUCCCCUGCAUGCGUCUCCCUUGGGGGCUAGUUAGGCAGAGACAGAGGACACCAUACCUCCCCCACACAGCCUCCCCCUUUGUCUACAGGGCUGUCCUGUUAUAGGAGAACAGGUGCAGGCAGACAUGUGGCACGGAAACCCAAUCUUUAUAGCGGAGCAGUCAGUGGGCGAGAUGAUGCAGGACAUCAGAGGGACAGAAGAGUCCCUUUCCAUCUGUCCUCGAACCCUCAGGAGGCACUGUUUUACCCCCCAGAUCUGCUGAUCGUUUUACCCUCCCUGUCAGCACUUUACUGUUCCUUCUUUUGUGUGUGCUGACAAAGGAACAGAGGAGAAAGCAGUAUUGAUGAGUGUGAGUUUAGGGUGAUCUGUGCUGGUGCUGAGGGGGAAAGGAAAGCAUCAGUAGAGUAGGAGAGAGAAAGACAGUGUGAGACUAUACAACAUGACUAGCGCACACCCUUGUCUUAUCGAGAUUGAUAUGCACUUUUUCUGUUUUUGUUUUUGUCUUGCUGAAAUGCCCUUUCUCUACCGCUGUGUGUAAUAUGGUCACUUUUGAUAUCUGAUUGAUGGUUUAUAUACCAGAGUUCUGUUUUCUUGCCAUUUAUAACAAUCGAGAGUGAUUUACAUAAAUACAUAGUGAUAAAUACUGAUGACUCUUCAAAAUAAAUGUAUUAAAAAAUAUUUUUUAUCCAAAGCAAUGCCAUAGAACAGUGGUCACCAACCGUCCAACCAAUCCAAAUCCAACACACGUGACUCACCUUAGCAUGAGCUGCACUCCAUUCCAUAGGGUCUCUAAGUAGUACCUCUAUAUUCUGUACCAACAGAGCAUAUAUAUAUAUAUAUAUAUAUAUAUAUAAUCAGUUUAGGAAUAUGCAGCUUUGUAAUGUAUUUGUCAAACACCUGCUCUUUAAGAGACAUGCAAUGAUAACAGGUGGUUAUCACUUUGCUUUCUCUCCAACAGAACAUCUUCUCUACCUUCUCUUUACAACAGAGGUGCUAAUACCUGGUCCUGGGGAUCUACCACCCCACAGGAUUCAGAUCCAACCCACUGGCUAAAUAUACAGACCUGUGUGUUAUAUUAGGGUUGGAUUUACUGGGUUAUUGUGUAUUAGGACUGAUCUACUGUAUGUCACCUCUGGUCUGGUCUUGACUAAACUGUAUUCUGUAUCUUUAAAAAGCAGUCCAAGCUGAAACACUCCUUACAGCUUCAGAAUGAUGGGCUGAGCUAAGCUACUAUACACAAAAUAGGCAAAAUUGUGUGAAUGUAAGCGUAUAGCAGCUUAGAUUCAUCUUGAAUAUAUUUUGAAGCUUUUGUAGUGUUUACAAACCAUAUCAAACUCAGAAAUUUCUUUAAGAGUUAAGGUGAAUGGUCUGUGAUUGAGAUAAAGCAACUGAUUUGUGAAGGCAAUAAUCAGAUUAGAUUAGAUAUCAGGUAAUUAUUCGUGUUUAACUUAAACCCUAAUUCAAGUUAAAACAACAUUAUGUAGCAUUUGUACCUUAAAAUAUCAGCUCUACUAACUUGUGAUGGUGAAAAUAGCUUCUAUGUUCUAUUGCUAAUCCAGGCUCAGCAUGCUAAUAACUAAAGUAUGUAACUGUGAAGCAGGUUGUUGUGUAAAAUCUUGUAACAUUACUCUCCUGCCUCAAUCCACAUUCUUCUUUUACUUUAGGUGACAGUAUCUCUCAGCUUGUCCAGAAAUGUGUGUUUUUAAAGCAUAAAUUACACUUUCCAACUGUAGCAGAAGCCCAAAAGCAGGAAAUACCAAUCCUCUUUUAUAAUACUACUCUUUAGGAAGAUACGCACAGUAGAUGCGCAUGAGUAGUGUUGGUGACCACAGCUAUGGAGUAACUAUUUUUGGAUUAAUAAAGAACAUUUCAAUCAAUGUUUAUAAACAAUUUUACCUUAAAGUUUUAAAACAAUCAAUAUACUGUAAUGGAUAUUAGUUUAAUGUUUUUAAAUGCCAACAACCUUUAAGACACCUUUGUUUUUGAGAGUGAACAGUUUGGUUUGAUAUUCAGUAAGUUGAAAUACUAAGUAAGAAACUAGAGCUGGUUCUGGUUUUACACUUUAGUAUUUUCACGCUUCUCUAAAUAGCUGAGAAAAUGAUCAUACUAUCAUUUGAGUGUUAGCUGUAUCAGUCUUGAUACACAUCCGUCUUUCACUGGGAACAAACCUGAGGAUACAAAUAGGAAUCGAGCAGAAAACGACUUGCUUGAUAAACCUGUGUACGUUCAUUCAUUCCUGCACAGAGCCUGACUGUGGGCUUUUGCAUCACUGGACCUCUUUUUGCCUUUCUCGAGCCGAGUGCUGUGAGAAGAUGCUGGCCGGCGCCUUCAUCUUAAGACUGAAUCAAAUCUCAGAGUUCAUCUUGGUCCUGCCUUACAUUUAAACACUUGUAUGGGAAAUAUAAUAAUGAUACAAUGCUAUAACAGAUAUAUUGCUUGUUUGGUGCUGUUCUCAUCAUUGGUUUAAUACACACACACACUUACUGUAUGAUAGAAACGUCAUAUAUAUAGGGACCAAGAUGAAUUCAGAAGAGGCCUCUAGACACAAAUGAGGUGUGAGAUAUAUGUAUAUUUUUCUGCUUUGUUUUUGGCUACAAUACAAUGUAACAGUGUGUAUCCAUUGGGAAUAUUACAAUCUUACCAGUUGUGGGACUGUGAGUGCAGUCCCUAAAUGAGUGCAGUGGUUUAAGAUUAGCUACAAAAAGCUACAACACGUUUCAAGGGAAAACAGUUUAGUUCUAAUAUAUUAUUUUUUAGGCUAUAUUAUUACAUUGUAAAGUUGACAUUGUGCUGUGAAUGACUUAUUGUUACUUUUGCUAAAUAGUUUGAAUAUUUAUGCCUUAUUAUCAUAAAUGUUCACUAGAUUUAUAAUUUGUUUUGUUCUGUUCUGUAGAAAAUGACCAUAUUGCUCAUUUCCUGUAGUGAAAUUGCUAUGAAUGUGAUUCAAUCUAUAGAAUAAAUAAAUGCAAUUACAAUGCAACCGACA
Astyanax mexicanus (Mexican tetra) is the source of this 7398-nucleotide messenger RNA. It is a transcript of the gene tmem86a, whose product is annotated as transmembrane protein 86A. The transcript has 4 exons. Lineage: Eukaryota; Metazoa; Chordata; Actinopteri; Characiformes; Acestrorhamphidae. Gene Ontology annotation, cellular component: membrane. The coding region runs from base 141 to 989 and encodes 282 amino acids. The record is from RefSeq and is a predicted model, not a curated record.